Molecule: messenger RNA, 1507 nt
Organism: Salvelinus sp. IW2-2015
Lineage: Eukaryota; Metazoa; Chordata; Actinopteri; Salmoniformes; Salmonidae
Product: tumor necrosis factor-like
Biological process (GO): immune response
Cellular component (GO): membrane
Molecular function (GO): tumor necrosis factor receptor binding
Source: RefSeq, a predicted model, not a curated record
CAGUCAACCUCUAAUACCACCGUGGGAGUUUAGCUACUGAAGUUAUUCUAAGUUUACAAACUUGUGUACCUAUCGCAAAGAGCUUGAUUGACAUUAUAUCUCCAGGCUUCUCUUGGAUACUAAGGACUUUGACGGAAGCUUUCAACUAUACGAUGGAAGGUGAUUGCAGCAGAGUGAUGGUAGACGUGGAGAGUGGCCCUGUGUACCCAGCAACGACCGUGACCCUGGUACGGGACAAGUCCACACCCCGGCGGAGGCUGUGUGGUGCCCUGCUGGCCAUUGCACUGUGUGUCUCAGCUGCGCUUUUCAUUACCUGGCACGCCAAGAAACAAGAUCACGUCGAGGAAGUUGAUGGUGAAUACAACAGCAGUGGAGAAUACAAGACCGCAGUGGAGUGGACAGUAGACGAAGGCCAGGGAUUCUCACAGGGGGGUCUUAAACUCAACAACAACGAGAUUGUGAUCCCUCAGGCGGGCCUUUACUUCGUCUACAGCCAGGUCUCUUUCCACGUCAGCUGCAAGGCCGACCCCAAGCACCCUAACAACCAGAAGAUGGUUCACCUGAGUAACACGGUCGAGCGCUGGUCCCCAAGCUACGGCACCGAAGACAACAAGAAGGAACAGACGCUGCUCAGCUCUGUACGCACCGUGUGUAAGAAGUCUUCCAACAGCGAGGAGAGCGAAGGAAAGCGGUAUAACGCCGUGUACAUCGGAGCAGUGUUCAGACUGGAGAAGGGAGACACGCUCUGGACAGUCAUAGAGACCAGGCUUCUGCCCCAACUGGAGACGGGUGAUGGGAAGAACUUUUUUGGCGUGUUCGCCUUGUGAGACAGAUAAAAAUGGCUGACGAUAGAGAGGAAAUGCUACGUCCCAAAUGCCACCCUUUGCCCUAUACUUUAACUACGGGUGCACUAUAAUAGGGAAUAGGGUACCAUUUUGGACGUAGCCUCAGUGUGAGUGAAAGGUUCAUACAGUUGGAGGGAGUGGACAGCUAAAUCCACGCAGGAGAAGAGGAUAAUGGAAGGUUACCUGAUAGGAGUCAGGGCCGUUUCAUCUACUGACAUUGACUGAGGUUAAGGCUUUGUGUUGUUUCGUGUUAAAGCCAAUGCAUUAUUUAUUUUUUUACUCUUCUGUCAAAGAUUAGGAAUUAUAGCCUGGGUACCAGUCUGUUUGUGCCAUCAUGCUACUUCUUGCCAUGCCAAACAUUGGCUUCCAUGACAGUAUGAUGUAGGCAAGAGCACAAGCAGAUCUGGAACCAGGCUAGAGAAAUUAUACCAAUCUAUCGAAACUGUAGCAGUUUAUUUAUAUAUACUUGGGGUUUAUUGUAUAACAAAUGUGUUGCCAUGGUGUUACCAUGACAGUACAUUUCUAUGAUGCUAAUGUUGAACUACCAUCCACAGCACAUAAACCAACCCACACUAUAUAUAGAUAUAGAUAUAUAUAUAUAUAUAAUAUAUGUAUAUUCUACUAUCUGAAGAAAUUCUGACAUACAGUAUGAUUCAGUGUAU